Messenger RNA from Glarea lozoyensis ATCC 20868, 1176 nucleotides. RefSeq lists its product as uncharacterized. Bases 1 to 1176 code for a protein of 391 amino acids. Gene Ontology annotation, biological process: phosphatidic acid biosynthetic process. Gene Ontology annotation, cellular component: endoplasmic reticulum membrane. NCBI's taxonomy places the organism in Eukaryota, Fungi, Ascomycota, Leotiomycetes, Helotiales, Helotiaceae. The transcript has a single exon. Gene Ontology annotation, molecular function: ATP-dependent diacylglycerol kinase activity. The record is from RefSeq and is a predicted model, not a curated record.
AUGUCACGAUCUUCGAAUCCUAUUCCGGCAACACCGAGAGUAAUCUCGCCGUCUCCAACACCAUCCGAGUCUCGAGACACGUCGCAAGAUGGAUACUUCGGCCCAGUUACGCGCUCCGCAAAGAAGAAGGCGGCAUCUACACCAGAGCCCAUAGACGAAGAUUUGGACGAGGAUGACGAACCUAGCGAUGAACUGAGAAGGGCGCGGUCGAAAAGCAGAAGUCCCAUGAGGGCUCGAAAGAUCUCGGGGCUCACGGCUGCAAAAUCAUCAAAGCCAACUCCAGUUCAGAAGUCGGUGCCGUUGACGAACGGGAAUGGACACGCGAAAGAAUCCAACGGCCACUUGUCGCCAACAAGUGCUAGCGCGGGUUGGAGUUGGAGGGACUUUAGUCGAAGCCCUAGUCCGCUGGGCCUGAUUCCUAUACACAGGCAAUGGAGGUCGUUCGUGCAUCGACACGAGGUUCCACGGAAAGUGUUGCACGUAUCUAUCGGGUUUUUUGUUAUCUGGGCAUACCUACACGGCCUGCAGACAUCCGACAUCACUCCGUGGCUGAUGGGUGCCCUGAUUCCCAUCGCUACCGUGGACUACGUUAGGCAUAAAUACGCGCCAUUCAAUCGAUUUUAUGUCCGAGUGAUGGGGGCUCUAAUGCGGGAAACCGAAUAUGAAGGAUGGAACGGUGUCAUCUGGUACCUCCUCGGAGCGUGGAUCGUGCUGGGGUUUUUUCCGAAGGACAUUGGUGUGAUGGGUGUCCUGCUGCUGAGUUGGUGUGAUACUGCCGCGAGCACGGUGGGACGGUUAUAUGGCCGUUACACGCCUCGCAUCAGACGCGGUAAAUCGCUCGCAGGGUCUUCGGCUGCCUUUCUCGUGGGUGUCCUGACGGCAUUCGGCUUCUGGGGGUACUUAGCCUCUCACAACGGCACUUUCCCCGAAGACGUCAACUGGCCGUUCAUGUUCACUGGCAGCCUGUCACUUCCAGCCGCUAUUCGCAAUAUGAUCGGAUUCACCGAAUCUCAAGCAACUAUCGGGGGCAGCUUAGCACUGGGAAUCAUGAGUCUCUGGACGGGAUUUGCGGCGUCGGCAAGCGAGGUGGUGGACAUCUUUGGAUGGGAUGAUAAUCUCACCAUCCCAGUGUUAAGUGGACUCGGGAUGUGGGGGUUUCUCAAGGUUUUUGGUUAG